This is a messenger RNA of Sinocyclocheilus grahami, 2449 nucleotides long. RefSeq names its product max-binding protein MNT-like. The record is from RefSeq and is a predicted model, not a curated record. The transcript has 7 exons. Gene Ontology annotation, biological process: regulation of transcription by RNA polymerase II. Lineage: Eukaryota; Metazoa; Chordata; Actinopteri; Cypriniformes; Cyprinidae. Bases 261 to 1856 code for a protein of 531 amino acids. Gene Ontology annotation, molecular function: DNA-binding transcription factor activity, RNA polymerase II-specific; protein dimerization activity; RNA polymerase II cis-regulatory region sequence-specific DNA binding.
GGGGCAUCGGUGCAGGGGGCGGAGUCCAACUGUCUGUACAAUGGCCAGAAAUGUUGACUGAAUAACCCGCGCCAUCUUGUUGUGACUCCUCUACGUGCGUGGAAGAGUGACUUCAAGGGGGAUCCAGUCACGUCUUUCCUUUCCUUUUAUUUUUUUUAUAGACGAGAAGAUUGGAUCCCAGGCAGAAGCAUUUGAAUCUAUCUAUUUAGCAUUUUUAAUUCAUUUCCCCAAUCGUUUUUGGACCAUAGCAAGAACCAGAGAUGAGUAUCGAGACGCUUUUAGAGGCGGCGAAGUUUUUGGAAUUGCAAGCCCUGCAACAACAGAAAGCACGUGAAGAGAAUGAACUUCAGGAAAGGCGGCGUCGUGAGCAGGAGUCGGAGAAGCGGAGAGCAGAAGUUAACUCUCAUACUCAGCCCAUUCGAAUUAACCAUGUGACCUGGGUGGAGGAGUCUGGACCUGAGCACCGCCACAUACCUGCCCCAGCCCAGCCUCCUCCCCCUCCCCCCACCAUGCCCAUCACAGUCAUCCCCAUUCCGGUGGUGUCCUCCACUUCUCCCACCCUGCCCCCACCCCCCACCACAGCUCUCAGCCCGUCGGCAGCACCCCGCCUUACGCCACCCAGAAAAGACACCCAUUCACUGCCAAACCAGCAGGCACUUCACCAGUGCCCCCUCAUCUCAUCUCAGGUGAAGGCAGAGCCCACAUCACUGUCUCAAUCCAAUGGCAACAAACCAGCCCAGCAGCUCCAGACCUACCUGGGCUCCAUCGUCACAGCUUCCCAGCAUGCACUUCUCCCUCAGCCUGGACCUCCUUCAGCCCAACCCAGCCCUGCGGUCAGAAGCAGCCCGCCCGAUGACCACCGUAAUUUGGACGGCAAGAAGAGACCUGGAGGGGCAGGAACGAGGGAAGUGCACAAUAAGCUUGAAAAAAAUAGACGUGCUCACUUAAAGGAGUGUUUUGAGACCCUGAAGAAAAACAUCCCUCAUGUUGACGAAAAGAAGACCUCCAAUCUGAGCGUUCUGAGAAGUGCUUUGAGAUACAUUCAGCUUGCGCCAACAGUUGUACACGGAAGCAGCUCCAGGUGGAUGUCGUAUGAGAAUGUGAUCCGUAUACUGGGAGGUGAGGACCCCGCAGGCACUACCUCCGCCCCAGACCCAUGUAGUGACCGUGGCCAGCCUGCAGCCUUCCGUCAUCGCACAUGCGGGAUCGGCAUCGCACGCCUCAGUCAUCCAAACCGUCAACCGGGUGAUCCAGCCGGGCUCCAAGCAUGUGGCCCACAUCGCCCCUUCCUCCUCGAGCUCGGGCCCGCUUUGACCUCAACCCCAGCACAGGCUCCUAACGGCCCGGCAUCCGCUCCUGCCGCGCAGGUGGUGACCCCGCUGGCACUACCUCCGCCCCAGACCCAUGUAGUGACCGUGGCCAGCCUGCAGCCUUCCGUCAUCGCACAUGCGGGAUCAGCAUCGCACGCCUCAGUCAUCCAAACCGUCAACCGGGUGAUCCAGCCGGGCUCCAAGCAUGUGGCCCACAUCGCCCCUUCCUCCUCGAGCUCGGUGCAGCUGGCCCCCGGACCUCAAUCUAUUAGCCACAUCACUGUCGCCCAUCUUCCGGCAAUCUACUCUCAGCCUGUCACAGUCACACAGCCGGCUGUCAUGAGUCACAUCGCGCAAACGCUCUCUCACAGCCAGAUGAAUGGCACUUCGGUGACCAGCACGCAAGCCGCCGUGGUGGGCAAGCAGAUGCCAGUGGGCGCUCAGAUGGUUAACCAUCACCCUCAACUGGUGGGCCAGACCGUCCUCAACCCUGUCACCAUGGUGACCAUGCCCUCCUUCCCAGUCAGCACGCUAAAGCUGGCCUGAAGCGCUGACAUACAGACCCCUAGAUAGAGUAUAGACACUUAUAGACUGGCCCGCCUUGUCCGCCCCGUUUGAGACUGCAGCCACAUGCAGCACUGCAUUCAAACAAACUAUAAAGCUAAAGGACACCGUACAUUCCAAAUGAAACGAAAGUAUAUAAAGCAACACAAAGAAAUUUAUUGAAUGUCAAAUACUAUAUAAUGAUAUAUAAUAAAAGAGAUGUUUUAUCUUUAUGUGUGGGCAAAGGCAAAGUCGAGAGUGCUUGUGUGCUGCUCAGUGUGUUUUAGGCUCUAGUGGAGUGUAUUAUGAUGAAACUGUGGUCCGAUCCCAGCCUAGAUUGACCCUUAGCCAGCCUAAUAUGCGUGACUACUGGUUUAAAUGACUUAGUGAAAAGGCAGCCCCCAUAAUACCUCACACUAGCUCCUCAACUAACAGCACACCUCAUGUGAAGACUCUUCUCAGCUCCCGCUAGACCAGGUUUAAUGUACUGUGUUGUGACUGAUGUAAAUCCUAAACCGGUUCUUGAAGUCCCUAUAGUUCUUAAAGAGAUAGUUUAUGUCGUUCCAACCUGUGUGACUUUCUUUCUUCUGCAAAAC